This is a messenger RNA of Gadus macrocephalus (Pacific cod), 5523 nucleotides long. Its product is annotated as death-associated protein kinase 1-like. The record is from RefSeq and is a predicted model, not a curated record. Gene Ontology annotation, molecular function: TIR domain binding. The transcript is spliced from 12 exons. NCBI's taxonomy places the organism in Eukaryota, Metazoa, Chordata, Actinopteri, Gadiformes, Gadidae. The annotation marks the transcript as partial. Gene Ontology annotation, biological process: MyD88-dependent toll-like receptor signaling pathway; positive regulation of canonical NF-kappaB signal transduction.
AAAAAGAGGCGUCAAAGUAAGCAGGGGUGCGUUUCAAAGUCGAACGGUCCUCUGUUGUUCUCCGCGCAGAGCGGGGAGACGGCCCUGCAUGUGGCCGCUCGCUACGGAAACGUGGACGUGGUCACCUACCUCUGCAGCGUCAAAGCCAACCCGGACCUGUCCGACCGGGAGCAGGAGACGCCGCUGCACUGCGCCGCCUGGCACGGCUACUCUGCGGUGGCGCGGGCCCUGUGCCAGGCCGGCGGCCACGUGGACGCCAAGAACCGCGAGGGGGAGAGCCCGCUGCUGACGGCGUCGGCGCGCGGCUUCGCCGACAUCGUGGAGUGUCUGGCGGAGCAUCGGGCCACCAUGGAGGCCACCGACAAGGACGGCCACACGGCGCUGCACCUGGCCGUACGCAGGUGUCAGCUGGAGGUGGUGCUCUGCCUGCUGAGGCACCCCUGCCACGUGGACCAGCAGGAUCGCCACGGCAACACGGCGCUGCACAUCGCGUGCAAGGACGGCAACCUGCCCAUCGUCGCCGCGAUCUGCGGGGCCAAGGCCGGACUGGACCUGCCCAACAAGUACGGCAGAACGCCCCUGCACCUCGCCUCCAACAACGGGGCUCUGGAGGUGGUCCGACAUCUGUGUCUGGCAGGAGCUAACAUCGAUGCUGUCACCAACGACGGCAAGACUGCAGAAGAUCUGGCCUCAAGCGAACAACACGAAGUCAUCUUCGUACUGCUCGGCAGGCUUAAAAAGGACAACCACAAGCUGAGCUACAUCCAGCAGCUGCGUCCCAGCCAGCUGCUGCAGCCCAGGAUCAAGCUCAAGCUGUUCGGGCACCAGGGAGUGGGCAAGAGCACCCUGCUGGAGUCCCUGAAGUGCGGCAUCCUGCGGAGCCUGUUCAGGAGGAAGAGGACGAGGGUCUCCAACCCGUCGCGCCACCCCAGCUCCCCCAUCGCCUCCAAGCCCGCCGUCUCUGUGAGCAUCUCCAACCUGUACCCCGGCUGUGAGAACGUGAGCGUGAGGAGCCGGAGCAUGAUGUUCGAGCCCAGCCUGACCAAGGGGGUGCUGGAGGUGUUCUCCCCCGUCCACAACGCCCUGUCCUCGGCCGACGAGCUGGCCACCAGGGCCAUCGACAUCCAGAACACCAACAUCAACGGCGUGGGGGACUUCAGCGUGUGGGAGUUUUCUGGGAACCCUGUGUACCAGUGUGCCUACGACUACUUUGCGGCCAACGACGUGACGGCGCUGCACCUGGUGCUGUUCAGCCUGGAGGAGCCCUACGAGACCCAGCUGGGACACAUCACCUACUGGCUCAACACGCUCAAGGCCCUCUCCCUGCCCUCGGACAACAUCGCGUUGGCAGGCCGCCUGCAGAAGCCCCUGGCCGUGUCGCUGGUGGGCACCCACGCCGACCUGGCCAACGUGCCGCGGGCCUUCUCCGGAGAGUUCCUCUACGACAAGGAGCGGGUGCUGCUCAAGGAAGUCAGGAACAGGUUUGGGACCGACCUUCAGAUCAGCGACAAGCUGUUCGUCAUGGACGUCGGAGCAUCGAACUCUAAAGACAUGAAGACACUGAGGAGCCACCUGCAGGAGCUACGGACCUCCAUUAUCUCGAGGUGCGGCCCCAUGACCUUGCUGUCGGAGCGUCUGCUGGCCGCGCUGCCCGCCUGGAGGAAGCUGAGCGGACCCAACCAGCUGACGUCCUGGCAGCAGUUUGUCAGCGACGUCCAGGAGCACAUCAACCCGCUGGCCAGCCAGGACCACCUGCGCACGCUGGCACAGCAGCUGCACAGCAUGGGAGAGAUCAACAUCAUGCAGAGCGAGACGGUGCAGGACGUGGUGCUGCUGGAGCCCCGCUGGCUCUGCAGCAACGUGCUCGCCCGGCUGCUGUCGGUGGAGACGCCCAAGGCCAUCCACCACUACAGGGGGCGCUACAGGCUGGAGGAGGUGCAGGCGCUGGCGCCCGACAGCGACGUGGACGAGCUGCUGCAGAUCCUGGACGCCAUGGACGUGUGCGCCCGCGACCUCACCAACCCCUCCAUGGUGGACGUGCCGGCGCUCAUCAAGACCAACGGUCUGCACCGCUCCUGGACCGAGGAGGACGACGACGAGGAGGGGCUGAUCUACGGCGGCGUGCGGCUGGUCCCCGCCGAGCACCUCACGGCCUUCCCCUGCGGCCUGUUCCACAAGCUGCAGGUCAACCUGUGCCGCUGGAGCCACCAGCAGAAGCCCGAGGAGGGGGAGGAGGAGGGCGGCGGCGGCGAGGAGAUGGACCGGGACAUCCGCCUGUGGACCAACGGCGCCAAGGUCAGCCAGCCCAGCGCCGAGGCCAUGGUGCUGCUGGUCAACCACGGCCAGGGCGUGGAGAUCCAGGUGCGGGGCCACGACGCGGAGCGGGCCAAGUGCUACGCCCUGCUGGACGCCGUGUGCAGCAUCGCCGAGAACCUGCUGGCCUCCACCCUGCCGGGCCUGCUGACGGCCAAGUACUACCUGAGCCCCCAGCAGCUGCGGCAGCACCAGGGCCCCGUCAUGGUCUACCAGCCCAAAGACUUCCUGCGCGCUCAGCUGCAGCGCGAGUCCUCGCUCACCAACACCAUGGGCGGCUACCGCGAGGGCUUCAGCAGCGUGCUGGCGUUCGGCUGCGCCGAGGUGUACCAGCGCGGCAGCCUGGGCGCGGACAUCCACGUCUCCCACGUGUGCCUGCUGGCGCGCCGGAAGCUGUGCCGCAUGCUGGACCCCCCCGACGCCCUGGGGAAGGACUGGUGCCUGCUGGCCAUGAACCUGGGCCUCACGGAGCUGGUGGCCAAGCACAGCGGCCCCAACGGGAGCCCCCCCCCGGGGGAGGAGGAGGAGGAGGAGGAGGAGGAGGAGGAGCCGGAGCCGGCGCCCAGCCCGACGGCGGCGCUGCUGCGGGAGUGGAGCGGGCGUCCCGGCAGCACGGUGGGCGUCCUGAUGGCCAAGCUGAGGGAGCUGGGCCGGCGGGACGCGGCCGACUUCCUGCUCCGGAGCUCGCCCAUCUUCCGGGUCGACGCGGAGGCGGCGGGCGCGGCGCCCGGGGGCUACGUGGCCUCCUGCCACGGGGGCACGUCGUACAACUCCAUCAGCUCCGUCGUGUCCCGCUGAGGCCAGCCGAGACGGACCCUGACUCGGACCGCGUGGAUUCAGAGCGGCGACCGUACCGAGGGGAGCUAUAUACUGACGACCCCCCCCACCCCAGAUAAAGUAUUUCGGUUUUCCCGGCCCCCGGCAGGAGUUUAGAGACCCGUCUUGAUGAACAUUAAGUGCGGCCUUUACCCAGAGACUACCUGCAUCUCCCUCCUCCAUCGCUCCGGGUCGUGGAGGUGGCCGGUUGAGUGGAUGUCGUGCCGAUGCCUCCCAUGUGAUGUAAAGACCCUGUUUUCCCAACAUGAAUGUGUCUAGAGUCACUCGAGUGUUCCCAGAAGGAAUAAUUUGCUCAGCUGCUUAACUUCUUAAUCUGUUGUGCUGCUUUGUUUUUUUUUUUUGUUUUGUGUUUUACAAUAAGCACACUCCCUUAAGACUUAAGACUCUCUUUGUUGCAAUCGGUCUAGUGUGUACACGUGAUAUCAGCCUCUUGGUUCACUGAGUUAUUUAGUUGCGGUCGUCCUACAGUGUAGGUGAUAUUAAUUGCUGCUGUACUUGGUCCAUUUCAGCCGACUCAUUCCCACCUCUGUUCCAAACGGUCUGGACGACGAUGGAGAUUCAGAUCGAUGCCGAAUGUUAUGUAUCUAUUUUUUUUUGUUGUUGUUUUUUUGGCUUGACUGGCUUUUAGCCCUUUUGCCCCCCCCCCCCCCCCCCCCCCCGCGCCCUACCCAAAGAUAAGCACAAUAUCUCUGUUGAAAGGAAAUAGUUGUACUCUUUAAACAUCAGAGGAGCUGUGCCUUGUUCAAACUUUUAAAGAAGACAAAUCAAUACAUUCCCUCAAACCUGGUUCCUAGUGAGAAAAACAAAGCAGUGCGCAAUGUUGUUUAGAUGCUGUUAAACGGAAAGAAGCAUUUGAAAAGUGUAUCAAAAGGCAACUUUAACGGCGGCAAACAGGGUAGAGUGGUGCACACAUACUUGAUAGUUUAAGCGCGCAUAAAGGGAUUACAAUGCACCAAACUUGCAUCACCCUGUAUCUUGAUGAAAUGUACAUGAAUGGUGUUGAAUUUUAUUAAUGAGGAGGUGAACCCUUUACAGCCAAAACCACCUGUUGAGUGGACCUGUGCAUGUGGAUAUUUUCCUUGUCUUGAUUGGUAAGAACUAUAGAGGGUCAAAUGUACUAGAACACAGCUUCUAGGGAAUAAGUUGUGUUGUUCCCAUGUAGACAUAAGGCCUGGCUUUAACUUCCCCCUUUGGGUUUCGGUGUGGUCUGACUUUCCCAAUAAUAGAGAAUAAUGUAUUUGGUACAGCCCAAAAGCGCCACCAUUUUACAUACCCUGGAAGUAAAAUCCAACUCUUUCUGACCCGCACUGACAAUUGGACUUUGACUCCAAUUUUCAACUUUUUUCUACCCCAUGUCUAAGGAAAUCCUUUUUGUUACAUGUCGAAAAUAGUGUUGCACACGUGGUACAGAAACAGGAGGUGUAUAGGUUUUUGAGAUUUAACAUGGAGGUUUUGGACAUAAUGGCACUUGUUUUGUGUGUGCCUUCCUUGCCAGCAUCCACAGUAUUCCCCCUCUUUGCCCAAGAACGUAAAUCUGAUGCUUCAUAUGCUACUGUUGGGGCUCCCUGACGAUUUCCAAUCUAUCCAGUGUACUUAUUGGUACAUUGUAAAUACCUAAGACCUAUGUGUUGCUUCUGUUUCUCAUGCCCACUUUUUUAUUUUGUGUAUAUAUAUAUAUAUAUAUAUCUAUAUAUGUAUACAGUAUAUAUAAUAUUCCAAGCGGUCUGUCCAAAUCGGUUGUUUGUAAAGAGGCAACAUGAAUGUACUGCAAGUGUUUUUGUUGUGAGUAUAAAAUAUUGCAUUAAAAUGAAAUCUUCACUCAAUUCCACUCUGAACUAGUAUAUACACGUACGAUCUGUUGAACGGAAAUGUCCCGUUAGGUUUAGACAUGGAAACCUAUCAUUUACCUGAGGCUGGGUUGUAUCUGUCAUAUUGUUGCCAACUGUUGUGUGCCUAUACACGCCUUGUUUCUCAAUCAUUUUAUACGCUUCAAAAAAUUCUGAAAGGAGAAAGGUUUUCCUUUUUCCUGCUUCAAAAAAAAACUUUGUAAAGGUUGUGUCUGAAUGAUACUGAUGCGUGGUGUGUCUUCUCUACAUUUCUCUCCCUCAAAGUUGGAGCGAGAGAAGAAAAGAAAAAUGGGAAUUGUAGGCUGACUUAUUUACCUGAGUCUUGUUCUUUGAGGUACAUAGACCGAUGAGCCAGAGUUUCGAGAAAGAGACAAGAGAUGUUAGCCUUGGCUAUAUCCUAUAGGCCUCCAGUAGAUUGAAUCAUAGUCUUUUGUUACAUUUAUUCAGCAUGUUUUCAACUGCAACAUUCAUAGUACUUCUGACACUUAACAGUGUUGCACAUUUUUAUAAUAAAUUCUUUACCCGA